This is a messenger RNA of Physcomitrium patens, 1723 nucleotides long. Its product is annotated as nudix hydrolase 14, chloroplastic. The record is from RefSeq and is a predicted model, not a curated record. NCBI's taxonomy places the organism in Eukaryota, Viridiplantae, Streptophyta, Bryopsida, Funariales, Funariaceae. Gene Ontology annotation, biological process: ribose phosphate metabolic process; nucleoside phosphate metabolic process. Gene Ontology annotation, molecular function: ADP-ribose pyrophosphatase activity; ADP-glucose pyrophosphatase activity.
CUUAUAUCUUUUGCCUACAGUUAUGUCUAUAGAUAUAUGAGGGUUUAAACUCAAAAGGUCGUUUGGAUUAGCAACUUCAAGCUGUGGUUAGUAAUGCAUCGGAAGUGUUCUCGACUGCAAGCUCCUUAUAAUCCCUCUGUUUUCUGUUAGGAUGUUGUAGAUGAAAAAUUGCAAUGCGAUGCUAAUGUGGGUUCCUUGCGAAUUAUAUAGUUCUUGUGAGUUUCAUGCACGACAUUUCAGUCCUCCACUGCGAUCAACUGUCUCUCGGGCGUUCCUGACCUGGUAGCUCCUGAGAGCUCCAGCUCGGUCUCAUGUGGACUCUUGCGACACAUCGCUUCAUGUCUGCAAGCUGCCUAGCACGUGUUGCGAAGAAUACAUCAGCAAUGCGAUCUGCGUCGACACAGUAUACCUUGUUACUGGUGUGUACUGUGGCGAUAAUUUCUAACAAGGGCUUCGUGACUGCGGCACCCAACAACAUUUGCAGGAUCGGUCGUGGUCCUCAUCAAGCAUUUGCUAGUUCGCGGGCGCUAAUCACCAGCAUGGCUCACAAGGAAGCUUCCAAUGUGGAGGACCCCAGUGGAUCUGUGGAAAAUGAGAAAAUUGAAGUUGCGGGGCAACAUGUUGAAGUGGUGGGGGUUCCUGGAAUAUCCUCCACUGAUAUCAGCAAAGCGAUAAAAUCUGGACCAUUCCGACAAUGGCUGGACUACAUGAAAGGAAGUUCUGGUAUUUUGACUCUGGGCGGUAGUGGGGGAGGUCGUUGUUCUUUGAGGAAGAUCCUUAUCCAGAGUAUAGACAUGUUCGGGCCGCGUGUUGGAUUUGUAAAGUUCAAGGCAGACAUCAUCGAUCUUAAAACCGGCGCAAAGUUACCUGGCAUCGUAUUUGCGCGAGGCGGCGCUGUAGGGAUCCUCAUGUUGUUGGAAUGCGAAGGAGUUAAGUACGCGGUUCUCACUGAACAGGCUCGUGUGCCUGUGGGGAGAACUAUUAUGGAGUUACCUGCUGGUAUGCUGGAUGACGAUGCUGGUGACUUUGUUGGAACUGCUGCUCGUGAGGUGGAGGAAGAGACUGGAAUACACAUAAAGGCAUCAGACCUGAUUGACUUGACUGGUCUAUUAGAUGAGUCAACAGGUCGAAAAAUGUUUCCGUCACCGGGUGGCAGUGACGAAGAAAUCACGCUCUUCCUUUACAGAUGCCACGUGAAGAAAGAGGUGAUUGAUUCAUUGCAAGGACAAGACACUGGCCUAAGGGAUCAUGGUGAGUUAAUUAGAGUGCACGUAGUACCAUACGAUACAUUGUGGCGCAUGUCCCCAGACUCCAAAGUCUUGGCUGCCAUAGCCCUUUACGAAACGGCGCUUCGUUUGAAUCUCCUCCCAAAUUCUCCAAAUGCACCUGACCUCUCUCAAUUUUGAUGCAACUUAAUGAUGCAAUUCUCACCUCCCUAAGUACAUCGAGCUGAGUAACGACAUGGCCUGCUUGCUCGAUUUUUCACUAUUGUGCAGUUGUGCUUCAGCGGCGUACUGUCUAACAUUUAUCAUCGUCUAAGAUCGAAGUAGCAUUUUGGCACCCAAGUUUCAGUUGUGGCCUCUAUGCAUUUUUUCAAAGAUUGUGGUCACAGAUGUGUGAUGUAGAGUUGCUUUGAUGACAAGUAUUGCGAGUAAUAAAGAAUCCUUGCUUAUUUAUUGCUUAUUUCAUGAUAAGUUGUAAAUUGUGAAAGGCUUUCAAUUCA